GCGGCGCCAGCCCGGAAGCGGCGCCGUCGCGCGGAAGCGGCGGGGCCAUGGCCGCCCCCGCGAGCGCCCAGAGCGCCAACAAGACGUGGGAACUGAGUCUGUACGAGCUGCACCGAACCCCGCAGGAGGCCAUCAUGGACGGGACGGAGAUCGCAGUGUCCCCUCGGUCGCUGCACUCGGAGCUGAUGUGCCCCAUCUGCCUGGACAUGCUCAAGAACACCAUGACCACCAAGGAGUGUCUGCACCGCUUCUGCUCCGACUGCAUCGUCACCGCGCUCCGCAGCGGGAACAAGGAGUGCCCCACGUGCCGGAAGAAGCUGGUGUCCAAGCGUUCCCUGCGCCCCGACCCCAACUUCGACGCCCUCAUCUCCAAGAUCUACCCGAGCCGCGACGAGUACGAGGCCCACCAGGACCGGGUGCUGGCCAAGCUCAGCCGCCUCCACAACCAGCAGGCCCUCAGCAGCAGCAUCGAGGAGGGCCUCAAGAUGCAGGCCAUGCACAGGGCCCAGCGGGUGCGGAAGCUGCACGCCGAGUCGGACAACGCCACGUUCAGCGGGGGGGAGGAGAACCUGGACCCCCACCUGAGCCCCCCCGAGGCGGCGGCGGGGCCGAGCCGCAAACGCUCCCGCGCCUCCGACGACUCCGGCGCCGACCCCGACGCGGAGGCGCCGCCGGAAGGGCCCGGGAACGGCGGCAGGGGCAGCCCGGAGGCGGAGGCGGAGGCGGGAAGCAGCGAGAUCGAGCUCGUCUUCCGCCCGCACCCCCUGCUCGUCGACAAGGGCGAGUAUUCCCAGACCAGGUACGUGAAGACGACGUCGAACGCCACGGUCGAUCACCUGUCCAAGUACCUGGCGCUGCGGAUCGCGCUGGAGGAGGCCCCGCCCCCCGGCCCCGACCCCGGGCCCGGCCUGGAGCACGUCAGCGAGAAGCAGUACACCAUCUACACCACCACCAGCGCCACCUCCGCCUUCACGCCCCUGAAUGGGUCCCUGACGCUGGAGUUGGUGAACGAGAAGUUCUGGAAGCUCAGCAAACCCCUGGAGCUUUACUACGCCCCCACCAAGGAGCAGAAAUAAGGGGGGACCCCAAAAAUCCCCCCCAGGCACCCCCAAAAUCCCCCUUGGCCGGAGGGACCCCCAAACUCCCCUCCAAGGACCCAAAACCCCUCCCAGGGCCCCCCAAAUGUGCUCCCACGGGGGAUUCGGGAGGGGGUUGGUGGUGCCUGAGUAGAGUCCCCAAAAUCUACUUGGGGGGCCCCAAAAAGCCCUCAGGGAUCCACCCAGUAUGUGCCCUCAGGGGGGAUCCAGGUGGGGAUUGGUGGUGCCCAAGUGGAGGAAUGGAGGGAAUUUUGGGGAGGGGGGGGAAAUCCCAAAAUCCCCCUGGAGGGUCUCCAAAAUCCCCCUGGGGAGUCUCCAAAAACCC
Messenger RNA from Myiozetetes cayanensis, 1422 nucleotides. RefSeq names its product ring finger protein 1 (gene RING1). The record is from RefSeq and is a predicted model, not a curated record. Gene Ontology annotation, molecular function: ubiquitin protein ligase activity; chromatin binding. NCBI's taxonomy places the organism in Eukaryota, Metazoa, Chordata, Aves, Passeriformes, Tyrannidae. The transcript is spliced from 7 exons. Bases 48 to 1076 code for a protein of 342 amino acids. Gene Ontology annotation, biological process: negative regulation of DNA-templated transcription. Gene Ontology annotation, cellular component: ubiquitin ligase complex; PcG protein complex.